UGUAGAUUGUUGCAGCUUUUACAAGAAGAGGAAAUGGAUUCCAAAUCUGUGGAAGAGCUUUCUUGUCCCAUUUGCUGUGAAAUCUUCCAGGAUCCUGUUCUUCUGUCCUGCAGUCACAGUUUUUGUAAAGAGUGUCUUCAACAGUUCUGGAGAACCAAGAAGACUCAGGAGUGUCCUGUCUGCAGAAGAAGAUCGUCAAAAGGCCUGCCUCCACGUAAUCUAGCGUUAAAAAACUUGUGUGAUUCACUGAUAAAGGAGCGAAACGAGAGGCGCUCAUCAGGAUCUGAGGAGAUCUGCAGUUUACACAGUGAGAAACUCAAACUCUUCUGUCUGGAGGACAAACAGCCGGUGUGUUUAGUGUGCAGAGACUCAGAGAAACAUGUCAAUCACACAUUCAGACCCAUCAGUGAAGUGCUUCCAUCUCACAAGGAGGAACUGAAUACAGCACUGACAUCUUUACAAAACAAGCUCAAACAUACAAAGAAAAUGAAAGCAAAGUGUGAUAAAACGGUUCAACACAUCAAGUCUCAAGCUGAGCACACAGAGCGUCAGAUUAAAGAGGAGUUUGAGAAGCUUCAUCAGUUUCUCAGAGAUGAAGAAGAAGCUACAAUCACUGCACUGAGGGAGGAAGAGGAGCAGAAGCAGCAGAUGAUGAAGGAGAAGCUGGAGGAGAUGAACAGACACAUCUCAGCUCUUUCACACACAAUCAAAGACACGGAGGAGAUGAUGAAAGCCAGCGAUGCCUGCUUUCUGAAGAACUUUAGCAUCACGAUGGAAAGAGUCCAGAUCUCACAGCCGGAUCCACAGAUCAGUUCUGGAGCUUUGAUUCAUGUGUCGCAUUACUUGAGUGACCUGCGGUUCAGAGUCUGGAAGAAGAUGCAGGAAACUCUCCAACACACUCCAUUGACUCUAGAUCCAAACACAGCACAUCCUCGGCUCACACUCUCUUCUGAUUUGACCAGUGUGUCGUACAGUGAUUUACGUCAACAUCUUCCUGCUAAUCCAGAGAGGUUUGACAAGUAUCUAUGUGUUCUGGGUUCUGAGGGCUUUAACUCAGGAACACACUGCUGGGAUGUGGAGGUUGGAGACAAUACUAACUGGAGUGUUGGAAUAACCACAGCAUCAAACCAAAGGAAGGGAGAGGUUUUCUUUAACACUAAUGUCUGUCUUGUGCAGUACAUGAACAGUAAAUACAGCUCACAAUCACCAGAUCAACCUUUGACUGUCUUCACAGUUAAAGAGAAGCUGCAGCGUGUGAGAGUUCAGCUGGACUGUGACAGAGGAAAGGUGUCCUUCUCUGAUCCUCUAACUAACAUCUGUCUCUGCUCAUUCACAACAACCUUCACAGAAACUGUCUUCCCAUUCUUAUAUAACUACUGCAAAACUUCCCCUCUGAGGAUCUUACCAGUUAAACUGAUUGUAACAACAGAAAAUCACAGUUAAAUCUCAUUCUGCUUUUAGAUAAAUUAAGGUACAAGAAUUUGUUGUUUUCAUUGUUUUGCAUUUUAUGGUUAUUAUGGUAACUAAUGGAUAUUAAACAACACAUAUCUGAAAAUAUAUGAAAUUAUAUUUUUAGGUAAAAAACAAACAAACAAACAAACAGAAGUAGCAAUAGAUUUUCUUUCUGUGUAUUGACCU
This is a messenger RNA of Sinocyclocheilus anshuiensis, 1638 nucleotides long. RefSeq names its product zinc-binding protein A33-like. Gene Ontology annotation, molecular function: zinc ion binding; protein binding. NCBI's taxonomy places the organism in Eukaryota, Metazoa, Chordata, Actinopteri, Cypriniformes, Cyprinidae. The coding region runs from base 34 to 1443 and encodes 469 amino acids. The transcript is spliced from 6 exons. The record is from RefSeq and is a predicted model, not a curated record.